Messenger RNA from Drosophila busckii, 2133 nucleotides. RefSeq names its product polycystin-2-like. The record is from RefSeq and is a predicted model, not a curated record. Lineage: Eukaryota; Metazoa; Arthropoda; Insecta; Diptera; Drosophilidae. Gene Ontology annotation, biological process: detection of mechanical stimulus. The transcript is spliced from 7 exons. Bases 54 to 2084 code for a protein of 676 amino acids. Gene Ontology annotation, cellular component: membrane. Gene Ontology annotation, molecular function: calcium channel activity; calcium ion binding.
UGUCAGUUGCUAUUACGUCUUAUAAAAAGUCGAGAGUUUUAGCUUAUUCAAAAAUGUCGGAGACUAAUCAAGAAGAACAACCACGAACUCACAAGAGAAAAAAGUCGGGUACUAAUGAAGAAACACGCAAAAAAACUCGAAAGAAAAUCAACAAAAGAGCCAUUGUUAUCAAAGUUUUGGGUAUAAUAUGGAAUUGCACAUUUGGUGUCUUAUUUUAUUUAAUCAAGAAAACGCAAAAGAAGAAUUUGGUUGUGCGCUAUUAUUCGAUACGAGAAACAAGGGUUAACCUAUUGCAAUUUUGUAUGUAUCUAAUCUCUAUGAUUUUAGCUUUGAUGGUAUGCCAAGGCAAUCGUUAUACAUCCAUGUAUUAUUCUAAUGAUGCCAUGUGUCAUCGUCUGGCCAAAACCCAUUUUAACGUAAAUGCCAGCGAGAGAAUAACGUAUAAGGAUGUCAAUUCGUAUAAGACCUUUUACAUAUUUAUAAAAGAAGUAGUGCUGUCGCAAAUGAAUUUUGGCGAUUUUCAGCCAAAGGAUCGCGCUUCUGUGUUUACUAGUCCCAGCGAUACGACACAAUUUGAUGCAUUGUUUGGAGAUGUAUCCAAUCGCACCGUCUUACAUGGCAAUGUUUUCUUAGGUCCACCACGCUUGCGUCAGGUGCGUGUGCUGCCUGAAGAAUGUGAAAAGAACUCGGAGUUUUCGGAGUAUUAUAAUCUAUGCUUUCCCGCUUAUAGCUGGAGAGUUGAGGAUAAAAGAGAGUAUAAGGGUGCAAAAUGGAUGAGUAAUUAUGAACGCGCUACCGUGCCCAUUUGGACGGAGGUGGAACUGUAUUAUGGCUCUGGGUAUACGUAUGAUUUAACCUACAACUACGACACCAAUAUGCAAUUGAUAGAAAACCUAGCCGCUUCACAUUGGCUAAAUCGUGGUACACGUCUGGUCAUACUGGAGUAUAGCUUCUUUCAUGUCAAUACCAACAUAUUGCAAGCCGUCAGAUUUAUGCUGGAGUAUCUGCCUAGCGGCGGCUGCAUAAGCAGCUACAAUUGUCGUCCUAUCAGACGUGCCUCCCUCUUUAAUGAUCCGAAUAUGGUUUCGUUUGUUUGUUGUUAUUUAUAUAUUAGCUGUGUUGUGCUAAAUACCAGACGUGAGUUUCGCCUCAUGCUGAAAAUGGGCUUCUUCAAAUAUUUAUCAUUUUGGGUUAACUUUUGCGAUUUGUUUGUGCUUGUGUUAACUUAUUUGUUGUUAAUAUGCCACGGUUUGCAUCAAUAUUAUGUGGAGCGGGCUUUAGAAAGAGUUAAGGUAGAGGAUACAUUCAUUAGCCUGGAAACAUUCGCGCAUAUUAACCUUAUUGCAAAUAAUUUGGCUGGCUUUAUUACGCUUUUUCUUUGGAUACGCUUAAUGCACUUCAUUGUGUUCAAUCGCAGCAUGAUGAUCUUCCUCCUAGUUAUUCGCCGCAGCGCUAGGGAGAUGCAUGGAUUCUUUUUUUUGUUCUUUGCCGUUUUCUUGGCCUAUGCUCAGUGUGGCAUUAUUCUCUUUGGCAACAAGAAUCGUUACUUUCGUAAUCUACUGAUCUCCAUGUGGACCAUGGCGCGUUGGAUUGCUGGUGAUUUCAAAUACACCGAUCUUAAGAAAUCGAAUCCAACUUGGGCUGCCAUAUAUUACGUAUCGUUUGUCUCCUAUGUUUAUAUCGGACUCCUGCAAGCCUUUCUCGUCAUAAUCAAUACCACCUACGAUGAGGUCAAGAGUGGUGUUCAGACACGUCCCUCCCAAUUGUGGGCUACCAUCACGUUGUUGUUCAAGAAACCUUAUUAUUGGAUAAGGCGUAAAAUGAUGGAAAAUCCAGAUGUGGAUGCUCAAGGUGCUUUCCAAUCCGACCACCGCAUUGAUCCCAAGCUCGCUGCUGUUUUGGCCAGUCAACGCCACAUGGCGCAAAGAAACACACCAAAUUUGAUGCCUACUGAAUAUUUGCCAGGACGUUUGAAGCGCCAACGCAAGCGCAUGGAUAUAUUGGAAGAAAUUGCUGCUGAACAGCUGAUUAGAAUAAAGUCCUAUGAACAGAAAUUAAUAGAAAAAUUAAAGGAGUAUAAUUAGUUAAAGCUCAUCAAGAUGAUUGCAAUUUAUUUUGCAUUUUAGCUUUGAU